CACCUGUUCUCCACAAGCCAGUUCUCCCCUGCUUAGCCUUUUUGAACCAGCCCCGGAGAGCUCGCCCUCUGCUCUGCAUGGACAGCCCUAGAGGGAGGCUGGCCAUACUUCCCAACGCCCCCAGACGGCCAGACUGGAACAGGAGGACCAUGGCCGAUGGGAAACCUCCUAGCAGCGGAAUUUCCGAGGAAACCUCCAAACCACAGAGCUCAGUUCCUAGCUGGGCCUUUCCCUUCGCUACUUCCGUUCGUCCGCCUAAAACCGCGCCUGCGCAUUACGCUUCUUCCUCUCUGGGCUCGGAAUAUCCUUGCGGCAACAUGGCGAAACGCACCAAGAAGGUUGGAAUCGUCGGUAAAUACGGGACCCGUUAUGGCGCCUCCCUCAGGAAAAUGGUGAAGAAGAUUGAAAUCAGCCAGCACGCCAAGUACACUUGCUCCUUCUGUGGCAAAACCAAAAUGAAGAGAAGAGCUGUGGGGAUCUGGCACUGUGGUUCCUGCAUGAAAACAGUAGCUGGUGGUGCCUGGACCUACAAUACCACCUCUGCAGUCACAGUAAAGUCUGCCAUCAGGAGACUGAAGGAAUUGAAAGACCAGUAGACGCACCACAGAUCGAAACAUCUCUAGCCUAUAAUAAAUGGGUUAAUUUAUGUAA
Choloepus didactylus (southern two-toed sloth) is the source of this 651-nucleotide messenger RNA. RefSeq names its product ribosomal protein L37a (gene RPL37A). The record is from RefSeq and is a predicted model, not a curated record. Bases 78 to 596 code for a protein of 172 amino acids. Lineage: Eukaryota; Metazoa; Chordata; Mammalia; Pilosa; Megalonychidae. The transcript is spliced from 6 exons. Gene Ontology annotation, biological process: translation. Gene Ontology annotation, molecular function: structural constituent of ribosome. Gene Ontology annotation, cellular component: ribosome.